AAGCUUUUCUUGAUGCAACCCACAGAGGGUCACCUGUGAGCUCUCAAAUCUCACUGACGUUGUCAACACUCGAGGGCACCCCAUACUUUGUUAUGUCCGCACAGCAGCAGUCAGCGAGCAUUGCUGUUCAGCAAUUGACUCUUACCAUUGUAUCAUUCACUCUUGUGGUGUACGAUCAUGCUAUCACAUUCGCUCAAGAGGUGACUUUCUUUUGGUCCAGUCCAUGGUCACCGUCAAGAAUACUGUAUUUAAGCAUCCGAUACUUGGCUCUCGCGCAAGUUUGUCUCACUGCUCUGGCACAAAUAGGAGCAGCCAAGUUCUAUAACUAUCCGGUGAACUCGGCUGGUGUCCUACAGUGGACUACGCUGUUAGAUUAACAGUCAUGGUUCUAUGCCAAUGUCAGUCCGUUGCGCAUCGAUCGAUAU
Messenger RNA from Suillus fuscotomentosus, 425 nucleotides. RefSeq lists its product as uncharacterized. The transcript has 5 exons. The coding region runs from base 93 to 377 and encodes 94 amino acids. NCBI's taxonomy places the organism in Eukaryota, Fungi, Basidiomycota, Agaricomycetes, Boletales, Suillaceae. The record is from RefSeq and is a predicted model, not a curated record.